AUGGAAGUGCCCCCAAACCCACCAGCACCUAAUAAAAGCGGUGCCAAGAGCAACAACUCCGCAUUUUUCUACUUUGAGUCCUGUCAACCCCCUUUUCUAGCCAUACUCUUGCUACUCACAGCGUAUACUAUGGUCCUGAUCAUGGGCAUUUUUGGAAACCUCUCUCUUAUCAUCAUCAUCUUUAAGAAGCAGAGAGAAGCUCAAAAUGUUACCAACAUACUGAUCGCCAAUCUGUCCCUCUCCGACAUCUUAGUGUGUGUCAUGUGCAUCCCUUUUACAGUCAUCUACACUCUAAUGGACCACUGGGUAUUUGGGAACGCCAUGUGUAAACUCACUUCCUAUGUGCAAAGUGUCUCAAUCUCUGUGUCCAUAUUCUCCCUUGUAUUGAUUGCUAUUGAACGAUAUCAGCUGAUUGUGAACCCCCGUGGCUGGAAGCCCAGGGUAUCUCAUGCCUACUUGGGCAUCGUCUUGAUUUGGCUCAUCUCCCUUUCAUUGUCUGUUCCCUUAUUCCUGUCCUACCACCUCACCAAUGAGCCUUUCCACAAUCUCUCUCUCCCGGAUGACAUCUACACCCACCGGGUGGCCUGUGUAGAGAUCUGGCCUUCCAAACUGAACCAACUCCUCUUUUCCACAUCAUUGUUUAUGCUCCAGUAUUUUGUCCCUCUGGGUUUCAUUCUUAUCUGCUACCUGAGGAUUGUUAUCUGCCUCCGAAAAAGAACUAGAAAGGUGGACAGGGGGAGGGAAAAUAAGAGCCGCCUCAAUGAGAACAAGAGGGUAAAUGUGAUGUUGAUUUCCAUUGUGGUGACUUUUGGCGCCUGCUGGCUGCCCUUAAACAUCUUCAAUGUCAUCUUUGACUGGUAUCACGAGAUGCUGAUGAGCUGCCACCAUGACCUGGUGUUUGUAAUUUGCCACUUAGUUGCUAUGGUUUCCACAUGCAUAAACCCUCUUUUUUAUGGCUUUCUCAACAAAAAUUUCCAGAAGGACCUAAUGACGCUUAUUCACCACUGUGGGUGUGUUGCACCUCAGGAAAGAUAUGAAAAUAUCGCCCUGUCCACUAUGCACACGGAUGAAUCCAAGGGAUCAUUAAGACUGGCUCACAUAACAACAGGGGUAUAG
Molecule: messenger RNA, 1116 nt
Organism: Peromyscus californicus insignis
Lineage: Eukaryota; Metazoa; Chordata; Mammalia; Rodentia; Cricetidae
Product: neuropeptide Y receptor type 6
Exons: 1
Coding region: 1-1116 (371 amino acids)
Biological process (GO): G protein-coupled receptor signaling pathway
Cellular component (GO): plasma membrane; neuron projection
Molecular function (GO): neuropeptide binding; neuropeptide Y receptor activity
Source: RefSeq, a predicted model, not a curated record